AGCAAAGAAAGGUUAUUAUUAUCUCGAAAGGGUUGUUCAGCCUUCUUCGAAGAACCAGAUAACAAUGGCGGAACCGAUGCUUCAAUCCUGGAUCGAAUCGCCAAAAAAUGGGAAGAUUUUCAGGUGUUUAUGGUCCAGAUUUACGAAAUGGGUCGGUCUGACCCGAGACAGAUCAUAUUCGCUGCUAAAUCGGGUUUGGCACUUGCUUUGGUUUCCACUCUCAUCUUCUUCAAAGAAUCCCUUAGGUAUUUCAGUCAAUAUUCCAUCUGGGCUAUUCUCACUGCCAUCGUCGUCUUUGAAUUCAGCAUUGGAGCAACCCUUAGCAAAGGGUUUAAUCGAGCCAUAGGGACGGUUUCAGCCGCGAUCCUUGCAUUGUGCGUCGCUCAAGCUUCCGUGUGGGCCGGGGCCUGGCACGAAGUUGUGGUGGUCGUAAGCAUUUUUGCAGCAGGUACUAUUACAAGCUUUGUGAAACUCUAUCCAUCGAUGAAGGCGUACGAAUACGGAUUUAGGGUUUUUAUGUUGACGUUUUCUAUAGUUUUGGUGUCGGGCACUUCGCAUUUUUACAGAACCGCGAUUUCCCGAUUAUUAUUAGUUGCGGUCGGGGCGAGCGUAUGUUUGAUUGUAAAUAUAUGUAUCUAUCCGAUUUGGUCCGGAGAAGACUUGCAUAAAUUGGUGGUAAAAAACUUCCGGGGUGUUGCUUCUUCGUUGGAAGGUUGCGUUAGAAGUUAUCUGGAAAACGUCGAAUAUGAAAGGAUACCUUCGAAAAUCCUUGUAUACCAGGCCACCGACGACCCCCUUUAUACCGGAUAUCGAGCCGCAAUAUCAUCUACCGGUCAAGAAGACACUCUGUUAGGGUUUGCGAUAUGGGAACCACCUCAUGGGCGUUACAGAAUGUUCAGAUAUCCAUGGGUUCAAUUCAUCAAAGUUAGCGGUGCAUUGAGGCACUGCGCUUUCAUGGUUAUGGCUAUGCAUGGCUGCAUACUUUCAGAAAUACAGGCAGCAGCCGAACUGAGAUACCUGUUCAGGAACGAGAUUCAGAGAGUGGGGAUCGAAGGUGCAAAGGUACUACGAGAGAUCGGAAACAAGUUGGAAAAGCUCGAAAGACUGAGCCCCGACUUUGACCUGCUCGAUAAGGUGCACGAGGCCGCAGAGGAUUUACAGAUGUUGAUCGAUCAGAAAUCGUACCAUCUCGUGAACAGCGAGAAAUGGGCAGCCGCAAGACGACCGAAAGAAUUCGAGGAUCCCGAGCACCUGCAAGAACUAAAAGAAGAAGAAACCCACAUGUAUACAAUGGGUUCAUCAACAUCCACCUUGAAACCAUCUCAUACUUUCAAGAAUAUCGAUCGCCAUAUCACAAACAUGUCGAUGAAUCCUUCGUUUGCAAACUGGGGUUCCUCCGAAGAUGUACUAAGACAACAGGUACAAUGGCCUUCACGACUCUCGGUUCUUGGAGACGUGAUUCUUAAUGAUCGUGAGGUACGGACUUACGAGAGUGCGAGUGCUCUAUCAUUGACCAAUUUCACAUCGUCGUUGAUCGAAUUUGUUGCACGGCUUCAGAAUAUUUUGAACUCGUACGAAGAGCUUAGCGAAAAGGCGAGAUUCUCAGAACCGAAAAACGAUUUAGAAAAGCCAGAGGAUCGGAGUUUCGGGACAAGAUUGCUCAAAUGCAUAGGCUUGAAGAAUGGUGUCCAUUAG
Molecule: messenger RNA, 1695 nt
Organism: Cynara cardunculus var. scolymus (artichoke)
Lineage: Eukaryota; Viridiplantae; Streptophyta; Magnoliopsida; Asterales; Asteraceae
Product: aluminum-activated malate transporter 4-like
Exons: 6
Coding region: 130-1695 (521 amino acids)
Biological process (GO): malate transport
Cellular component (GO): plant-type vacuole membrane
Source: RefSeq, a predicted model, not a curated record